Messenger RNA from Trachemys scripta elegans, 1126 nucleotides. Its product is annotated as glutathione S-transferase A4-like. Lineage: Eukaryota; Metazoa; Chordata; Testudines; Emydidae. The record is from RefSeq and is a predicted model, not a curated record. Gene Ontology annotation, molecular function: glutathione transferase activity. The transcript has 7 exons. Gene Ontology annotation, biological process: glutathione metabolic process; xenobiotic metabolic process. Bases 357 to 1022 code for a protein of 221 amino acids.
AGCGCCUUUUAAACAGUAUGUACAUCCUCAGGGAGGAAAAAUAUGUGAGACUUUUUUGUUUCUCUGAUGGUGUUCAUGAGGGUCUAUCCCACAGGAGUGAGUGGAUGGGCCUGAGAGGAACACCACCAAACAUGCUCAGGCCCCACUUUGUCCCUCCCUGUUUGUGUUCUAGAGUGCACUAUGCUUUUAAGAGCAGAGGUUUCCAAACAGAAACUCAUCAGAAAGCCCACCUGGCCUGGAGGAACCAUUCCAGAAGGCUUAAACACUGAGAAUUCUUCAGUCAACCUAGUUACCACCUCUUGAGGGGGUGGAUUUACUACACUAAUUGUCACUUUAGGAAGCAGAAGCAAGGAAGCAUGUCUGGGAAACCCAAACUUACCUACUUCAAUGGAAGAGGACGCAUGGAAUCAAUACGGUGGCUGUUGGCAGCAGCUGGGGUGGAGUUUGAAGAAGAAUUUUUGGAAACAAGAGAACAGUAUCAAAAGUUAAUAAAAGAUGGCGUCCUGCUGUUUGACCAAGUACCAUUGGUGGAAAUUGAUGGGAUGAAGAUGGUGCAGACCAGAGCCAUUCUCAGCUACAUAGCUGCCAAGUACAACCUCUAUGGGAAGGAUCUGAAAGAGAGAGCAUUAAUUGACAUGUAUGUGGAAGGAACAGCUGAUCUCAUGGGAAUGAUCAUUACCUUUGCUUUCACUCCACCUAAGGAGAGGAAUCUUGCCUUAAUCAUCGAGAGGGCCACAACCAGAUAUUUCCCAGUCUAUGAAAAGGUUCUGAAACAACAUGGGCAAGAGUUUCUUAUUGGCAACCGAUUCAGCUGGGCAGAUGUACAGCUGCUUGAAACCAUUUUAAUGGUAGAGGAGAAAGAGCCCACUGUGCUUUCCAAGUUCCCUGUGUUACAGGCUUUUAAAGCAAGAAUAAGCAACAUACCUACAAUUAAGAAAUUCCUGCAGCCUGGCAGCCAGAGGAAGCCUCCACCUGAUGACCAAUAUGUGGCGACAGUGAUUGAAGUUUUCAAAAAAGAUUAAAUGCCUGGUUCCAUUCAGAGAGGUCAUCAAAAUCUAAAAAGAACAGGCCAGUUUAGAUGACCAGCACUAUAUCAGGGGUCGGCAACGUUCGGCACACAACUCGC